AUGAACCUCGAGAACCCGGCAGAGUUGCAGGACAUGAACGUCGAGAACUCGGCAGAGUUGCAGGACAUGAACGUCGAGAACUUGGCCAUUUUUAGUAAUGAGCAGGCGCUUGAGGAGUGUGCCAAGUCCCUGUAUCAGUCCAACAGCUUCACGAUGGACUCCAUGGAGACUCUUACGUCCCUCAUGAACCCUAUCCAGUUCCAGGCAAACCGUUCAUUCUCCAAGGCGAAGGGUAAGGACUCUGCGUUGCUGCACUUGGGCAUGUUCAGUCAUGGCAAGUUCUGUGGUGUUCUGAACAAAACAUGGCGUUUCCCAUGGGUGACUCGGUAUGCCAAUGCAUGGUUGAAGGCGCAGCCCAACAUGAGUGAAGCCACUUGGACCUCCUUGGCCUUUUCGGUGAAUACCGAAGCCCGUCCCCAUCGCGACCUCCAUAAUUUGGAGGGCAGCGCCAACUACCUCGUGACCUUCGGCAACCAUUCUGGCGGUGAAGUUUGGCUUCGAGAUCCUGGCGAAGCUGCAAGCGGUGAGCUGUGGAGGCGAAAAGGACCGAAUGGCCAAUCCAUGUUGGGAAGCGUGAAGUCAACGUGGCAUGAGAUUGUUUCCUUUGAUCCAAAGAGUUGGCAUGCUACGAUGAGAUGGUCAGGACGAAGGGUUGCAUUGGCAGCCUAUACUACCAGGUUGGUUGUGCGGGCCCAGCCUGAUAUUCUUCAGGACCUCCGAGAAUUUGGUUUCGUAGCCCCGAAAGGUUCUCAAGCUAUGUCCGGAUUGUUCCAGAUCAAGAGUGAGGUUGAGAAUGAUGAGGUUAUCCUCCAGGAAACCGAGAAGGACGAGAUCAUGGCGGUGGUGACGGAGUACCAGGAGAUCUUGACUGAGAACCCGGAGGAGACAAAGGGCAGCGCUACCCAAAUUCUUGAGCUUGGUUCCCCUGGGACCUCCUGCCUCCGGGAUCGCUUGGAGUCGGGAGGAGCGGAGGUGACGACGGUGUCAUUCCGAGAUGGUUGUGAUCUGACUACUCAGGUUGGCACUGCAAGGACUUCUGAGAUUGUGCGGUCUACUGGGCCCCAAUGGGUAGUCUGCUAUAUACCACAAGGGUCCAACCUCCAACCUGAGGACCCUCGAUGGGACAAGGCCCGCCUGCGACAACGAAAAGUCCUUCGCAACUUCCUGAAGGUUUCCUGUGAUGCUCUGUCAGCUGGAUGCAAGGUGGUCUGGAUUCAUUCGGGCCAGCAGCGUUGUGACGGACUGCCUGAGGUUCGUGAGUUCUGGAGAUCCCAUCAAGACUACCAUGGUGGCCAAGCCGUGAGCUGUGGACCAUGUUGGAUUCGGAGUUCUGAUACCUCGGUUCUCCAUGGAAUUCCCAACACCUCACGUACUACCACCUCUCCAUGGCGACCCCUUGCGGAGAAGAUGUUGGAAGCUCCUUUGUAUGCCGCCGAAGUGUUGGUAACUGAGGCUGAGAAGGAGCUGCUGGCGACCAUGGACAAGAAGGAGCUCACGGAAUUGAUCGAGCGAGCCCACAAGAUUCAUUGUCGACUUGGGCAUCCUUCGAAUCGACUGUUGAUCCGGAACCUGAAAGUUCGCGGCGCGGACCCAAAGCUGAUUGCGGCCGCCUCUCAACUGACAUGUGACCAAUGUCAGGAAGGCAAGCGCAAGGCUCGUCGACCCAUGGUUCAGAUGGAGAAGUCCGAAAGGUUGUGGGAAACCCUGCAGCUGGAUCUGUGCCACCACCGAAUAGGGUCACAGAUUCAUCAUUUUCUGCUGAUGCAGGAUGAGGCCUCUGGUUAUGCGGUGAUUCGCCGGAUCAAGGUUACCUCCGAGCACGAAGGAUGGAAUGCCUCCUCUGUGGAGGUGAAGAACUUGGUACAAGAGGCAUGGCUCCAGUACUUUGGAGCUCCCUCGAUCAUCAAGCUCGAUGCUGAAGGUGCUCUCCGAGGACACACCAUGGCCGACUUGGCUGACGAACAUGGCAUUGAACUUCAAGUAUGCCCGGCUGAGCAUCAUGAAUUUCUCAGUGAAGUUGAGCGAGCCAUUGGAAUCCUCAAGGAGAAGAUUGAAUCCUUCCUUCGAGGCAAUCCUAUUGACCCAGGCCAGGCUGCUCUGGCGAUGGUCCAAGCCCACAACACGCAUGCUCGGAUUCAUGGCUUCAGUCCUUUGCAGUGGGCCUUGGGGAGAGACUUUAGUCCCGGAGGGAGCCUCAAUCAACACCAAGGUGAGCUCGCCGCGAUUUCUGCAGCGGCUACUCCUGGAACUGAAGCCUCCCGAAGCCGUGACGUACGACUUCAAGCCGCGAAGGCCUUCCUGGAACAUCGUGAGCGACAAUGGGCCUCCCGUGCAUCCAAUACAAGGCCUCACUCCUCAUCUGUCUAUCUCCCAGGUGAUCUUGUGUUCUAUCAGCGCCUACGGCAUCCUGCGGAUAUGGUGUCGAACCGGCUGGUGGACAGGCCCCGGAUGAGGACUUCGAGAUGGUUUGGACCAGCUCGAGUGCUAGCGUCGGAAACGAAGGGCCAACCUGGUGAUCGGAAGCCCUCUGCCCACGUAUGGAUCAUUGCGUCUGGGCGUUUGAAGAAGGCCCAUGUUUCCCAACUGAGGCACGCGAGUGAAACCGAGAAGUUGAUUGCAGAGUCCUCUGGAACCGUGGUUUAUCCCUGGACUUUGACGAGUCUAACGGCGACAAUGGGUCGGGGAUCUUAUGAGGAUCUAACUGUGCCUCCUUUACCUCACCAUCGGCAACGCCCAGUCGGAGAUGAUCAAGAUGGUGGCGGAGGACUACUACCUGGUGAUGGUGAUCCUGAGCUAUUACCCGAUCCGCCGCAAGACCAACGAGAUGCCGAUAUGGACUCCGAGGAGGAGAUGAUUGAGGACCGGCGCAAGGAAGGAAUGAAGCGUCCUGCACCGGUGCCUGAAGCCAAUGAGGAGGAAAUGAUUCGGGACGAUGAGACUCUUGAUUUGGAGCGAUUGCUUAAUGAUCCUGAUUAUGUUCCCCUCGGACCGAUCCCUCCAGCACCUCCUCAUACUUCGCGACCGAGCUCGAGUUUUCAGCAACAGCGAGCAGAACAUGAACGGCAGGACCGCCCUCCACAUGUGCUUCAACGAGAGGCGUCAGAACAAGCCUUCUGGGCUUCUCCCGAGCAGGAGCGCGUCUUUGGCGUCACAAUCCCAGCUCCCGAGAAUGCCGCUGAGUGGCGGCGGAUGGUCAAGGACCCCUCCAAGUUUGUGGCCAAAACUAUGGCAAAAGGUGUGGAGGUGACAUGGGGACGCCUGUCAGAUCGUCAGCGAGCUGCCAUGCAAGAGGCCAAGAGCAUUGAGGUGCAGCAGUGGUUGCGUACAAAAGUUGCCCGGAAGGUCAGUGAACAUGUGGAACCUAGCUCCUUGAUCGGCAUGCGUUGGGUUCUGACCUUUAAGGCGGCCGAACCGGAUGCGGAAGGGAAGGAGCAGGUGAAAGCUAAGGCGAGAAUUGUGGUGCUGGGCUAUAGUGCCCCGAAUUUGCUGGAAGAGCCCACCACUUCGCCGACUAUGAGUCGUCUGACCAGGCAACUUAUGUUGAACAUGGCGAGCGCGAUGAAGUGGCCCAUUGGUUCUGGUGACGUCAAGACGGCCUUCCUCCAGGCCAGACCGGAGGAGCGAUCUCAAAGGCUCCUGGCCAAGCCCCUCCCGGAGCUUGCCGAAGCGCUAGGUCUACAGCCGCAUGAAGCGGUAGAGCUGACUGGGUCAGCUUACGGAUUGGCUCAAGCUCCUCGUGAAUGGUUCCUUGACAUCCAGAAGACAUUAAAGAAACUGGGAGGGAGACCAAGCCGCACCGACCCAUGCCUUUGGAGAAUCAUCGAUGCCAACGGCAAGGUCUGUGGCCUCAUCGGGUCCUAUGUCGACGACUUCCUCUUUACUGGAGAUCCGAGCUCUCCAACAUGGAUCCGCUUCUUGAAGAGCUUCGAGGAGGCGUACACAUGGUCACCUUGGGAGUGGCAAAGCUUUGACUUUUGUGGCCUGCGCCUUACCCAGCACGGAGAUAGCUCCAUUACGGUCGACCACUCCGCCUUCUGUCGUGACCUGACCCAGAUGCCGGAUGUAAAAGGUCCUUCACGGACAAUGACCGAUGGAGAAUUGAGCCAGGCGAGAGCUGUGCUGGGAAGUGUGCAGUGGCGAGUCACGCAAUCUGGGCCGCAACAUGCUGCGAAGCUCGGGCAUCUACAAAGUCUUCUGUCCACCAAGGAUACCGCCUGCAUUAGUCAGAUCAACAAGUUGGUGCGAGAAGUGCAAAGCGCCCGCCACCUUGGGACCCACGUCCAGAACCUUGGAGACUGUCCCGCUGAAGAAUUGAUCUUCGUCGGGUGGAGUGAUGCUUCAUUGGCCAACCGGCCUGAUCUGUCCUCGACCGGAGGCUUCUUGAUAGGCCUGAUGACUCCGGCCGACGUCUUGUCUGGACAAGGCAAGGUCAACCUGGUGUCGUGGCGUUCCCAGAAACUCCCGAGGGUUGCUAGAAGUUCCUUGGCGGCUGAGAGUCAAGCCCUUUCUCUGGCCGAGCAAGAAAUGAUGUGGUGCCGUUUGACAUGGCGUGAGAUGCUGGGUGACGACAUCAACCUCAGCAAUCCGGCCGAGUUCACUGCGAAGACCAAGGCUUACCUCAUCAUCGACGCUCGAGGAGUCUACGACGCUCUACUUAAAGGUGCUGACUUCUCUUCGGGGUUUAACCUUCGUGACAAGUACUCAGCCCUUGACCUCAUGGGCGUUGCGGACCAGCUGAAGGCACAGGGGACUCUUCUUGAAUGGUGCGAUAGUGACCACCAGCUUGCCGAUGGACUGACGAAGAGCAGUAAGCAAGACUCGCUGCGGAAAUUCCUCACUCAGGGUUCCUGGAGGCUUCGCCUCCCUGGUGCAUUUAUGUCCGCGAGACGCCGACGUGCACUGGAAUCCGAGCAAGCAGCCGUUCCUGUGAGCCAUAGGCUUCCCCUGCGGUCCGAGGAGAAAAGUGCCGCGCCCCGUUGGGGCUACCUUCGCGAGUGGUGCUUUGUGCGAGUUCUGACCUCUGACAGCUGUUGCCAACGUCUCAUCGACGUGAGUUACUGGAAGAACUGCGGGCUGAUCCUGCGGCGGAAGCAAGCCGGUGACCUGGAAGUGCCUCGAGAGUCCGAGGCGGGGCCCCAGGUCGCGCUGGAGAUUGAGGCGCUCCGGGCGCAAGCCAAAGAGCUCCGAAUCCAGAUCAAGGAGAUGGAACGCCUGGCAGCGGCGGGGCGUGCGCAGGAGGUGGACCUGAUCGCCAAGAACCAAACUAUGGCUCACAGCAUCAGCAUGGCCGAAGCUGCAGCCAAAGCAUCCCGCGAGAAGGCGACUAGCCUUUGGGCGGAGCUGCAAGAGGCCAAGUCGUCGGAAGACCUGCCUCAAGUCUCGGGUUCUUUGAGACCUGAGGAGGUGGAGGAAGGACUCGGUGUGGAAGAAGUGGAGCAUUGGAGGCGGAAGGUGGAGGAGAAGAAGACGGAGGUGGAACGAGUCACGGCAGAUCAGCAGCGACUGCGUGGGAUGCUGCGCGAGUCUGCUCCCAGCCUCGAUGUGGGAGAGGCACUCGCCACCAG
Messenger RNA from Symbiodinium sp. CCMP2592, 5564 nucleotides. The record is from the annotation of a GenBank genome assembly. Lineage: Eukaryota; Dinophyceae; Suessiales; Symbiodiniaceae.